Solanum pennellii is the source of this 1029-nucleotide messenger RNA. RefSeq lists its product as uncharacterized. The record is from RefSeq and is a predicted model, not a curated record. Lineage: Eukaryota; Viridiplantae; Streptophyta; Magnoliopsida; Solanales; Solanaceae. The coding region runs from base 137 to 787 and encodes 216 amino acids. The transcript is spliced from 2 exons.
AUAAAUUACCAUGUUUAUUUUUUGAGUGUGACAUACACCUUAUCUACUUCAUUGUUGUGUGUUGUAUGGUCCACAUAUUCCCUUCUGAGUUUCGAUACACUUCAUUACUGAUUUCUGACUGAGAAACAAGAACAAAAUGUAUUUUCCAAUCAACGUCAUCUUCCUGUUCACUUUAUCCCCUUUCUGGGUUCCUUCAAUAGCAUUGAAAUUAGAUUCAACAGACCCAGUUCCAUCACCAUGGCCGCACCAGUUCCAUGCAACUACCAUCAUGAACUACACAGGAGGUCUCAGGAAAGUGGAUCUCUGGUACGAUUGGCCUAACAAAAGGUACUUGCAUAUAAACCAAUACCAAUUGGGGGAAAAAUUGUACGACGUUGAAUGGCAGAACGGCACUUCAUUUUACUUCACUUUGGAUUCUACCCAGGAAUGCAUAGUCAAGCAUUUCCCUGUGGGGAUUUUGAGACCUAAUUGGCUUGAAGGUGCGAAUUAUUUGGGCCAGAGGUAUAAAGAUGGAUUUCUCUGUAAUGUUUGGGAGAAGAUUGAUUUCCUACACUAUUAUGAAGAUGUUGCUACCCAGAUACCUGUUUAUUGGCAUUUUUAUGAUGGAUUGAUCGAACAUAUUAUAACUUUUGAGGUGGGGAAAGUGCUGGAGGAUUCUAAGUGGCAAGCCCCCGCUUACUGCUUCAAGGAGAUAGAGAAAGGAAAGAUAACAUUGCAAGAUCAAAAAGUUGAAGACCACUCACUUCUUGCUUCGUUUCAUGACAGAAGAUUUAAAAGUGACAAAUGAACGAAGAUGUAUGACAAAAAUUUACCUACUGCUACUUGAAUAUGCCCAUGUUUUGAGUUUGUAAUGCUAAUAGUUUGGGCCAAAUACAUACACAUUCCUUUUAACUUGCACUUUCAUAUGGCAUGACAUUUCAGUGACUGGUCUGUAUGUGUUAGAUACACACUGCACAAAAUAUUAUUUCAAACUUGUAUUUGUUUGUAAUCUAGAAGAAUAUUAUAAGGGAGUGGAAGUUUGGAGGUGAA